GACUCCCACGGCCUAGCCGCGGCGGCCGCUGCCGCUCUGCCGCCGCACAUGGCGCCGCCGGCGGGCUUCCCCCCCGGAUGCCACGCGCCCAUGGGAGGCCAGUGGCCCUGCCAGGCCGCCACCGCCGCGGCCAUGCAGAGACUCUACGCCGAGAGGCUCAUGGCGUCGGCGCGCGCCGGCGUGCCCCCCCACUGGGGCGCGGGUGGCUACCCCGCGGCGGCCCAGGCCGGGGGGGGGGCUGGCAUCGUGCCCCCCGGUGCCAACGGACUGGGCCCCGUGCCCCCGACGCCGGCGCCGGCGCACCAGGCUGGCUCGCCCAGCAGCCUGCCCGCGCCCACGCGGCCCGCCGGCGUGGGGGCGCCGCCGCCCCCAGCGGGUGCGCCUGCUCCCAGCAGCGAGGGCUCGGCGCAGUCGGAGGACGACGACGCCGAGGCCGAUGGCGAG
Prorocentrum cordatum is the source of this 444-nucleotide messenger RNA. The record is from the annotation of a GenBank genome assembly. Lineage: Eukaryota; Dinophyceae; Prorocentrales; Prorocentraceae.